This is a messenger RNA of Aspergillus sclerotioniger CBS 115572, 1849 nucleotides long. RefSeq names its product 3-oxoacid CoA-transferase. Lineage: Eukaryota; Fungi; Ascomycota; Eurotiomycetes; Eurotiales; Aspergillaceae. The transcript has 9 exons. Gene Ontology annotation, biological process: ketone body catabolic process. The record is from RefSeq and is a predicted model, not a curated record. Gene Ontology annotation, molecular function: succinyl-CoA:3-oxo-acid CoA-transferase activity. Bases 135 to 1778 code for a protein of 547 amino acids.
UAGCGCCGAGUGCCGAGGGUGCCGUAACCCCCAGCUUCCCAUAUUAACCAGCUCGACACCAUGGUUUUCACAGCUCGGUCACUUUCUGUACUACUUUUCGACGGCGAAUAUUUGCCUCCAUAGUCGCGAGAAAAAUGGCAACGGUUCGACUGGCUGCGUUAGUCUCGUCGCGAAGGUUAAUUGCUCAGCCGCGGCCUCAUCUAGCAGUGCCGCAACUUUCCAUAAGCCUGUUCCCUUCCUCUACGAGAGUUGUUGCUCGCGCCAGAUCCACGACUUCUACAAGUGAGCAACCUCCGAGGGCUCCAAAAAUUGACAGGAGUGCUUCAAAAUUGUUCAAGAAUGCGGACGCUGCCGUUGCUGACCUGAAGAGCGGGUCAACCAUCUUGAGUUCAGGCUUUGGUUUAUGUGGUGUUGCAGAAACGUUAAUUUCUGCACUCCACCGCAGAGGAGCGGCCGAUCUGCAUUCUUUGACGGCAGUUUCGAACAAUGCUGGCGCUGCCGGGAAAGGCGGGCUUUCUAGUUUAACUGAGGCCGGACAGGUCAAUAGGCUGAUCCUCUCCUACCUUGGGAACAACAAGGCGCUGGAGAAGAAGUACUUGACAGGAAAUAUUGCCAUUGAACUGUGCCCUCAAGGGACAUUGGCCGAGCGCUUACGUGCCGGAGGGGCCGGAAUCCCCGCGUUUUUCACUCCCACGGGGGCUCAUACCUUGCUACAGGAUGGAGAGAUUCCGGUCCGCCUAGACACAUCUGGGAAGGUGAUCGAGCGUGGCAAGUCCAGAGAGACGAGGGUUUUCAAUGGCAAAACAUACCUGAUGGAGACUGCACUUAAUGGAGAUGUGGCAAUUCUCAGAGCCUGGAAAGCAGACGCGGCAGGAAACUGUGUUUUCCGUUACACCACGAAGGCGUUUGGCCCUAUCAUGGCCAAGGCGGCAACACUUACCAUUGUUGAGGCUGAGAACAUCGUCCCUGUCGGCUCAAUCGACCCCAACGACGUCGAUUUACCGGGGAUAUUUGUUGACAGGAUCGUCCCUGCAACCGACAAGAAGAGCAUCGAAGUCAAGAAACUACGGUCUGAUGGUGAUGACAAGGCGAUCAAGGCGGCGGAGGAUGCUGCGACAGUCCUUCGAAACCGAAUCGCUAAAAGAGCUGCUAGAGAACUCAAGCAGGGCUUCUAUGUUAACCUGGGUGUUGGAAUUCCCACACUCGCCCCCUCAUUUCUGCCUGAAGAGGUAAAGGUUUGGAUACAAUCCGAGAAUGGUAUUCUGGGAAUGGGGCCUUAUCCGACAGAAGAGCAAGUCGAUCCGGAUAUCAUCAAUGCUGGCAAAGAAACUGUCACUCUUGUCCCCGGCGCUGCAACCUUUGACAGCAGUGAGUCGUUCGGCAUGAUCAGAGGGGGCCAUGUAGAUGUCUCGAUUUUGGGGGCUUUACAAGUAAGUGCGAACGGCGACCUGGCGAACUACAUGAUCCCCGGAAAGGUCUUCAAAGGGAUGGGGGGGGCCAUGGACUUGAUCUCCAACCCCGAGAAGACCAAGAUUGUGGUAGCUACCAGCCAUACGGCUAAGGAUGGGUCUCCAAAAAUCGUGGCCGAAUGCAGCCUUCCUCUGACUGGGGCAAACUGUGUCAGCACCAUCAUCACCGAGCUCUGCGUAUUCCAGGUAGACCGGAUGAGGGGCGAGCUUCUGUUGACGGAGCUUGCUCCAGGCGUGGAGGUUGAGGAUAUCCAGAACAAAACUGGAGCGAAAUUCACGGUUGCAGAACACCUGGAGCUAAUGGAAUAAUGUGGGGUAGCUAGAUGUACCUAUACGAACCGAGUUCUACCUGUCAAUACUAAUGAUCUUCCGAAAUAAAU